Rhodamnia argentea is the source of this 2803-nucleotide messenger RNA. RefSeq lists its product as uncharacterized. The transcript is spliced from 4 exons. Lineage: Eukaryota; Viridiplantae; Streptophyta; Magnoliopsida; Myrtales; Myrtaceae. Bases 636 to 2732 code for a protein of 698 amino acids. The record is from RefSeq and is a predicted model, not a curated record.
UCUCUCUCUCUCUCUCUCCUCGCACAAUCAUUGCAAUUCUUGCGCGCCCUUUCACCGUCAUUUUGCACAGGACAGACGUCGUAUCGUGUCUCUCUCUCUCUAGUGCUUGUGUUUCCCCAGCUCUACUGCAAAUUCGAUGUCUUUUUGGUUUUUGGGUUUCUGGGGUUCGGUUAUCCUCGAUCGACACAUCGGACGCUCGCUCCAAAAUCGGAUUUUUGCUUUGGGUUAAAACUCUGUUUUUUUACGUGCCCCGAAUAAAAAGCUUACUUACAUCAUCAGCCGCUUUUGACUCGCUGUUUCCUUUUUAUUCUAGCCCUCGAUUAGUUGACCCAACUGCUUCCCCCCAGAUCACAUGUCGGCGUGUCUUUUCUGGCACCCUUUUGUACCGACUCUCGGUGAUCCUUCACCGUUGGAAUUGCAUUUAUGAUCUCGGUGUUUUCAGGUGAGGUGUUCCGAAUCGGUCACGGGUGUUGCUCUGGCCAAGAAAAAAAAGCGUGGGUGUCGCUCAAUGAAUGCUGAGUUGAUUUCUCUGUCCGAGGAGUUCGGAGAUAGGAUGAAACUUCUCAUUCUCUAGAUGGUUAUAGUGCUGAAUUUGGGAGUUUCUGUUUGGAAGGGCUUAGGACAUACUGGCAGAAAUGGAAUCCAUCUCUGGUCCUCCCAGUGUUAUUGCAAAAUUAAUGGGGCUGGAGGAUCUGCCAAGUCAGCAUUCUAGCCAGAAACAAUGCAGAGUGCUCUCUGAGGAAUACUUCCAGAGAGUUGCUUCUAUAGCAGUGCGAGAGAAGCGUUCAGACGAGAAGGUUGCAAGGAAGAACUUUGUUAAUGCUGAUGUUUCAAGAAAAUCAUAUGACAUAACUGAAAAUUUUCCAGACACUUUGAGAUGUCAUUUGAAUUGGGGCAGUGAAGCAUGCACUCCUGGAGAAGGUGCUUUAGAAGGACGUUACAAAGAGGAAGACAGCUUUGCACAAAAAUUCGCUUCGCUAAGAUAUAAUGAAGGUCAUCAUGCAGAUUCAGGUGAUGAGAAAGGGCCUUUAUCUUGUCAAAGAUACAACUUUUGUCAUGAGGUAGAAUCUUUUGCACCGAAGCCAAGAGUCUCAAAGGAAAAAGGUGACGAGAUAGUAAUGGAUCUCAGGAGGAGGAUUGGUCAUUCAGGCUUGGUAGGAGCAGAUAUCAGAAAUUCUGAUUCCUCUACAAGAGAGUCUCAGCUGUUAAUGCCAUAUUUUCUCAGUACAUCAGAUAGGAAGAAGAGAAAUCAAUCUUUGACCUCUUCUCCAGAAGAACCAUAUAUGGCUAGAAAGGUCGAGAGGAGAAUCUCGAAAACAUGGAAGAGUACUAAAGAAAAUCAAGAGGUUGGUUGGGCAGGUGGAAGCAGGACCAUUGGGGAAACGGUUUCCACACAUAAAUGUAAUGUUAUGUUUAGAAAUUUCAAUGGUUCUGCUCCAGGCAAUCACACAGGGAGGUUUGGUGCAGUUGAGAAUUUAACUAGUUUCUCUGUAAUUAGUGCUAGAGACUGUUGGAAAACUGGGCGGCUCGGAAAAUCACCAACUUCUAGAUCCUCAUUACCUUCUAUUAUGUUUGCAAGUCCCAGAACCAGGAAGAAAAGUGGUUGCAGCUGGUCUAAAGGACAUGAAUUUUCACAUGAUGUGGUUCGAAGCAGGUCAAGGGAGAAAGAUUUCAAUUGGAAAGACUCCUCAAAAUUAAGAAACUCAGUAUCCCGUCGCAACAACUCCAGAUUUUUGCAUGCACUCAAUCGUGGAGGUUGUGUGUCAGCUCAGGAAAAGAACAAUGCAUUCUCAUUGGAGCCCAAAGUGAUCCUGCAGGAACUGAAGAAUGAGUCGGAUAAGUUGUUCUUUUCAGGAGACUCAAAACAGAAUUUUGUGGCUCUGAAGUCACCCAUGGCUGAAGAUAUUGAUUUCUUCUCUAAUCUUUCAGAGAAUUCAAUUCAACAGGACAUGUCAACUGAAUUUACAGAAGAGGACUCCAUGGCUGUUUGUUGCUCCAGCAUCGAAGCAGUCUCCUUCAAGAGUUUGGAGGAUGUUGAUCAGCCUAGUCCAGAUUCAGUUCUUGAACAUGAAGAAGUUCCAUUUAGCAGCAGCGCUGAUCUCUUUGGUGUUGGGCUGCAAUUUCACCUUUUUAAUUUGGAGCCUUCGGUAGCAUGCUCAGAUGGAACUGGGUCAGGCGAUGGACAUAACAUGGAAUGGCCUUCACAAAUAUCUAAAGAAAGAGAAGAUUUAACAAGGUCGUUUGCUGUUCAGGAAAGUAGCGAUUUCCAUUAUAUCGUUGAUAUUUUGAUCGAGGCAGGUCUUCAUGGUACAAAUCUCGCGACUGGCCUUCAUAAAUGGCACUCCUUAGAAUGCCCGAUAAGCCCCUCGGUUUUUCAGGCCCUAGAAAAGAGAUAUGGUGAGCAGAAGUCUUGGAAAAGGUCGGAAAGGAGGCUCCUAUUCGACCAAAUAAACUUUUUCUUGACAAAAUUUCUCCAUUCAUUUUUGGGUGUUCCAGCACAAGGAAUUCCUGUAUCGACAAGGAUUAGGAGCAGUCUUACUAGAGAUGCCAUUGAGGAAGUGCUCUGUGAAUUUCUAGUCAGACAGGUUAGACAACUGAGAAAGGAGUCGAUUGAACAGCUGCUGGAAAAUGAUUUUAAGUCGUUAGAUUUAGGAGAUUGUUCAGAUUCUAUUCUCGUAGAGAUAGAGAGGCUAGUGAUUGAUGAGCUCGUGGCAGAGGUCAUCAGCUUGUAAAUGGUGCUUGUGAGGCUUUGUUUUGAUUCUUGGCUUGUAUUUUUUCAAUAGAGGGAAAUCAAUACUUACAA